This is a messenger RNA of Lytechinus pictus (painted urchin), 4694 nucleotides long. RefSeq names its product monocarboxylate transporter 14-like. Bases 697 to 2352 code for a protein of 551 amino acids. Lineage: Eukaryota; Metazoa; Echinodermata; Echinoidea; Temnopleuroida; Toxopneustidae. The record is from RefSeq and is a predicted model, not a curated record. Gene Ontology annotation, biological process: monocarboxylic acid transport; transmembrane transport. Gene Ontology annotation, cellular component: plasma membrane. Gene Ontology annotation, molecular function: monocarboxylic acid transmembrane transporter activity. The transcript has 7 exons.
AGAACGAUGAUGAAUACAUGUACUAGCAAGCAUAGUUCACCAAUAACUAUUUCUGAAGUAUCAUCCAUAAUGUGUGUGAUGGUCCGUGUGUGUUGAAAAUGUAUGAAACUAAUUAACGUCUUUUCAAGCAUUUGGUGGUACUAAAUGGUGGAUCCGAAGCUACAAACCUCAUCACGUGAUCAGUAAAAAACAGGCUGCAUUUCGCGAACUGCUUCAUGAAAUGUAAGGCCUACAGUUUGAACUAUAAUGCACCGAGGACAUCGCGCCGCGUGUAUUAUAAACUGUGCACAGUCUAUUCAGAAACGAAUACUGCCGUAAAUCUGUGUAUGCAGAUAGGACAUGAACCGAUUUUGGAUGGCAUCGUAGCUGGUUUGAAAAGACUGUGAAACCCGUCAGCUAAGCAUCUGCUUGCUACCAUCAUGGACUUGAAGUGUAGCCUUUGUCGGCCCUCCCGUACUCAAUGGCGAUGGCUCAUCCUAGUUGCAGCCCAUCUUUGUCUCCUGUUCGUUGAUGGGAUCUCCAACUGCACGGGAAUAUUCAUUGUCCACUGGCAACAUCACUUCCAAAAACAAACAAUCAGAAAAAGGGACAUUUUAAGGACGGAUUUUAGGAAUUCAUGAAGAGCAGACAUAUCUCACCAAUCCACUAAUGCGAACACUGUGAAACCCGUCAGCUAAGCAUCUGCUUGCUACCAUCAUGGACUUGAAGUGUAGCCUUUGUCGGCCCUCCCGUACUCAAUGGCGAUGGCUCAUCCUAGUUGCAGCCCAUCUUUGUCUCCUGUUCGUUGAUGGGAUCUCCAACUGCACGGGAAUAUUCAUUGUCCACUGGCAACAUCACUUCCAAGCAUCCACGGCAGAGCUGAGCACGGUUCUUAGCAUACAGAUGGGAGCUUAUCAUUUUGCAGGGGCAAUUUCUGGAGCAGCCAUUCACAAACUUGGUGCUCGUGCUGUUACUAUCAUCAGUGGUGUCAUCAGUACAACAGGUCUUAUUCUGAGCAGUGUGGCGCCCUCUCCGUGGGUCCUAUACAUGACUGCCGGACUUCUUGCAGGUGUUGGUUACGGUUCUGCACUCAAUGCUAUCACAGUCUGCAUCGCUGAAUACUUCACCAAAUACUACGGAAUCGCUCAGAGCAUUACCAGCGCGGGCUCAGCAGUGGGCAUAGUCGUGAUGCCACCCUUAACCCAGUACCUGACGACAAAAUACGGCUGGAGAGGAGCGUAUCUGGUACUUGCUGGAUUGCUGGCCAACUCUCUGGUCUGUGGCAUGUUGCUUCGUCCCGUCUCGAGUUUCCCGCUCGAAGUCGAUAAGCAUGACCGCAUCCCGCCAAAAGAGGACGCUUUAAAGAAAGACGUAAUGACUCAGUUUGAAGGAACUGAUGACGAGGAUGACGAUAAAGAUGAUGACGGCAUUGACCGGGCGGAUUUGGACGAUUCAUCGUCACCACGCAAGCUAACUGAGAAUGAUAGCGAAAUAAGAGACAGUAGGCUUACGAGUCAGUCCCAUCAGGACGAGUACCAAAGGUUGAACAAAAAACGCACUUCUCGUCUGCAGAGUCUGGGAGGAGUGACCGGAGCCUCGCUCUUGACCAAGAACUACCGCUUUAGUCUUGUUGUGUUCGUCACAUUCUUCGCUGGUCUCUGCAUGGCUGCCGUCAUGACGCAUCUUGUACUGAGCGUGGUGGAUCGAGGGAUCAGCGAACAAGCCGCAUCCUUUUUGUUGUCUUUCUUUGGGAUCGGAAACCUUAUCGGGAAAAUCAUAUCGGCUUUCGUACUGGGCAGGAAAGUGAUCAGCGCCACCAAGUUAUUUGGUAUCGCCCUCUUUGGUUGGGGAAUCUCGACCAUGUUGCUUCGAGCUCCGACGACGUACUCUUGGUUUAUCAUAGUAGCGCUAUCGGUUGGAACCUUUAGCGGUAUAGACAUAUGCACGGCAGCAAUUGUCCUCAAGGAGGUAGUCGGAGUCGCAAAAUUAGGACGAGCCUUUGGAGUUCUGAUGGUCUUCACUGGCACAGGAUGUCUUAUUGGGCCUGUCCUAGGAGGUUGGAUAUACGAUCGCACCAACAGCUUCGAUAUAUCUUUCUUCUUAUUUGGAGCGCUUCUCGCCACAUCCUCAUUCUCUCUCCUCCUAUUUGGAAAACUGAAGAAGCUUGAAGAGCGCCAUCAGCGGCGAUUAGGGAAUCGGACGAUUUCUCCAGAGGGUGAUGUUGAGUGCGAUGAGGUUGAGAGGUUGAGGAGGAAGGACAGUAAGGUUCAGUGGAAUGAAGGUUCAAAACCCGACAGAAACGUGGAGGUUGUUACCCUGAAUGGAAAUGUUGAUGGAGACAUUGACAAGAAGACGUGGGAAUCCGAAAUGUGAUAUGUUUUAUCAAUUACAUGAACAUGGAGAUCUUUAUCUCUUCGACAGAAAAUAUUGAGUUGCUAAAAUCACAAACCCAUAUGCAUUCCAAAUUGUACAUUCUUUACGACCAAAAUGCACAUGAGCAAUAUGACCAACGGCAUACUAGUAAACGCUACUCGUCAAAGGAUUUAAAAAAAAAAAAAACGUAUUGAAAAGUUAUUGAAUAAUAUCAACAUGAUCAUCAAUAACUAACGCUUUUGUAUUCGCACCUUUUGAGAAAACAAUACAAAGUUUUGUUAUCAAAACAUCAUUUACAAGACAAGAAAACUCAGAAAUAUGUUUAAGAGAACAGGAAGAUAAUGAUUAGGGAAUAUAUUAAAAUUCGCGUUCAGAAAAGGAGGCUGAUUGGACACAGCGUCCCGUUGCUAAAUUGAAUUGAGAUUUUAAAGUGUGAUCCAUUUUUCGAUUGUUAAACCCAAAUGUGCAGAUAUAUGGCGAAGUGAAUUGGAAAAUAAAAAUAUAUAUACAAUUGUACUUGCGAAUGAUACUUUUUUUUUAUUUGGCCCCUUUCCUGUCAACAUAAUAUGUUUCUGAAUGUUACCCAUAAUAGCAUUGGUGGUGGUCCCCUUGGGGGAGGGGGCGGGGCACUCUCUCAAUUUUCAAUUUUGUACAGUAGCGUAUGAGAGAGGGUUGCUUUGCCACCCCUCCCCCUCCCCAAGAUGAGCAAAAAUCUAACGAUACUUUCCUGAAUAAUAUGUUUUCAUAAGGCGUGUUGACAGAAAUCACCCGAAACGAAACACUCUCGUGUAGUAUGUCUUGUUGUCAUUGUUGUGUUUAAUUUAUAGAUAAAGGUAAACAAACACAUGAAUUAAAAAUUCGGUGAAAGUAUAAAACCAAAAGCUUAAAUUUUUGUGUCACGAGUAUUCACUCAAACCAUAAGCACGUUUUUUUAUAUACUGGUCUGAACUAGCCCGUUACCGGGGGUCCAGACUCCUUGAAAUGCCAUGCAUGUCUUUCUGUUUUGCGAUGAAAAAAACCAUCCUAUUCAUUCAUCCAUCCAUCCAUGCAUUCAUUUUCCUUUUUUAGUCAUCCACAUCUCCAUCUAUAAUUUCUGACAAAAUUUCCUUCAAUCCUUGCUCUUCCUGUAUCUCUGAUUCCUUUUCCCAACCACCCUUGUUUUAGAAGUUAUCGACUUAGAUAUUUUACCUGACUGGAAGAAGGGAUAAAUGCUUGUUGGUAAGCAAUCACACGACGAAUAACUGAAUGUCAUUAUCCAAGAGACCUGGUUCGUGGGAUUAAUGCCUUGCAAAGAACACUUCUAGGCCUACUUAUUAGUAAGCAACCAGAGGCCCCACGACUUAUUUAAGACCCUCCAAGGGACCUUAUUAUACAAAGAUAAACGUCUUACCAGCCGGGCGUAUUAGCAACAUCUCGAUUUUCAGUUUGCUCAAGUUCUCUUUAUCUGUAUCAUUAAUACUACAAACAAAAACUCAGCAAGCGAGACAACAGCAACAUUCUACUGGCCCCUAUAACUUUAAUCUUUUCAUAAAUGAUAAAUAUAGACAUUUACGAACAUAAUAAAACGAACACCUAUUUUCGAAUGGCCAGACAGAACUAUAUUUUAACAGAGUAUAUCUUGAUAAAAUCAUUUAGCAUAUAUAUAGGAACCCGACACCAUAAAUACAGUAAUUCAUUCUAAAUACUGAUAUAAAUCGAUUUCAUAUUUACAUAAUGAUUACGUGCGAUCCAGCUGCUUUGCGUUACCUGUAUACAAUUACACAAUCGCGUUCAAUCAAACGCCUAAAAUAUAAGUAGGCCUGAGGCCCACUUUUUUAAAGGUCGUUAAAAAGUGUUUUGUCAUUGUUGAUUAUCUUCUCUUUUGGAUAGAAAACAUGCCCUCAUUCCUCGUGGUCAAUAUAAGGUCAGCCCUCCCUGCUUGAAAGAACACAGUGUGUUCACAGUGUGUUUACAGUGUGUUCACAGUGUGUUUACAGUGUGUUCACAGUGUGUUUACAGUGUGUUUUCAGUGUGUUCACAGUGUGUUUACAGUGUGUUCACAGUGUGUUUACUGUGUGUUCAGUGUGUUUACAUUGUGUUCACAGUGUGUUCAAAGUGUGUUUCACAAUGUGUUCACAGUGUGAUCACAGUGUGUUCAAAGUGUGAUCACAAUGUGAUCACAGUGUGUUCACAGUGUGGACUAUGUGUGGACUAUGUGAAAAUACAACACUGUUACAAUGCUCAAAUUCAACAGUGUGUAUAGUAUUUUCCCACUGUGGAAACCUCGGCAGUGUGACUGUUCACAGCGUGUUCACAAUAUGUGAAUAUGUGAUUCACACUACUGAAAUAAUGCUGAAAUUUAA